Molecule: messenger RNA, 1251 nt
Organism: Grammomys surdaster
Lineage: Eukaryota; Metazoa; Chordata; Mammalia; Rodentia; Muridae
Product: zinc finger protein 728-like
Exons: 4
Coding region: 44-1129 (361 amino acids)
Biological process (GO): negative regulation of transcription by RNA polymerase II
Molecular function (GO): DNA-binding transcription repressor activity, RNA polymerase II-specific
Source: RefSeq, a predicted model, not a curated record
GUUAGGUGACUGUCCUGUUGAGCUCUGCGUUUGGAUCUCUGACAUGGAGGAUAUGCUGUCAUUCUGGGAUGUGGUAAUCUAUUUCUCUGCAGAGGAGUGGGAAUUACUGAGUCCCACUCAGUGGAACUUGUACAGGGAUGUGAUGUUGGAGAAUUACAACAACCUUGUGUUCCUGGGUCUUGCUUCCUCUCGGCCAUACCUGGUCACAUUUCUGGAGCAAAUACAAGAGCCUUCAGAUGUGAAGAAUCAAGAAUCCAUCACUAAGUACACAGGGGGAAACUGCUAUGCGUGCCAAGACUGUGGUAAUGUCUUUGAGGGGAAAGAAGCAUUUCAAAAUCAUCUGAUACUUCAUUUAGAUGUGAAGCCCUACAAAUGUGAAGAGUGUGGCAAGUCCUUCCGUUUUCCAUCAGUACUUUCUGAACACAAAAGGAUUCAUACAGGAGAAAAACCCUACAAGUGUGACAUCUGUAGCAAGGCCUUCUAUGGGCAAUCAAGACUUUUUCAACAUAAGAAAAUUCACCUAGGACUCUACAAGUGUGAAGUAUGUGGCAAGGCUUUCAAGAAUUCAUCAGAACUUAAUGAUCACAUACGCAUUCAUACAGAAGAGGAGCCAUACAAGUGUGAAAUAUGUGGGAAGGUCUUCCACUCCCCACCGUCACUUCGUCAACACAUGGGAAUUCAUACAGGAAAGAAACCCUACAAUUGUGAUGUAUGUGGCAAGGCCUUCCGCUUUCCAGUAUUACUUUCAAAACACAAGAUAACUCAUACAGACCAAAAACCCUACAAGUGUAAGAUAUGUGGACAGUUCCUCCGCUGUCAGUCAUCACUUGCUUACCACAGGAUAAUGCAUUCAGGAGUGAAACCCUACCAGUGUGAAGUAUGUGACAAGACCUUCGAUUGUCCAUCAAGGCUUUCUAAACACAAGAUAAGACAUACAGAAGAGAAUCCCUACAAGUGUGAAGUGUGUGGAAAGGUCUUCUGCUCUUCAUCAUCACUUCGUGGUCACCAGAAAACUCAUAGAGAAAAGAAACCCUACAGGUGUGAAGUAUGUGGCAAGGCCUUCCGUUAUCCAUCGGAACUUUCCACCCAUAAGAAAAUUCAUAAAAGAAAAAAAAAAACAAAAGUGUGAAGCAGGUGGAAAGGCCUUCCAUUAUCCAUCAUUACAUUCUAAACACAAGGUAAUUCAUACAGAAGAGAAUCAUUACAAGUGUGAAGUGUGUGACAAGGUCUUUAAUUAUCCGUCAAGACUUU